Thamnophis sirtalis is the source of this 1366-nucleotide messenger RNA. NCBI's taxonomy places the organism in Eukaryota, Metazoa, Chordata, Lepidosauria, Squamata, Natricidae. The record is from RefSeq and is a predicted model, not a curated record.
GCAGUGGGACUUUGCCUUGCCUGUAUUCCUUGUAUUCUCUGCAUCAUGAGAAUGGAUCAAGAGCACACAGACACUACCCUGGAACUGGAAUCAGAGCCUGAAAGUCCUUCAGUGCCCCCUAUGGAUCUGUUUACGCCAAUUGGUCUUGAUACAUGGAGUUUUCGUGAUCAUGGCAGGAAAAAGUUAUUUCCGCCUCCAGAGAUGAUGCAAAAACUUAGUGAAGAGAGGAGCAGCCCUGUGUUGCUGGCGUGUAGGUUCCCUAGAAUGACAGAUGACAUGGCCAGGAGUGCACUGCUCAGUUUUGUCAAUUCCAAAUGUUGCUAUGGCAACAGAGCUGCUGGCGAGCUCCUCAUUCAGGAACUGAAGCCGCAGACCUUCUACAGAUAUCGUCUGAAAACCUUUAACGAAACGAGGGUAUGUGAAUGGACAUUUGAGCCUUAUACCAAUGCUUCGGUGGAUGGUCCACAAAAUGGUAUAUCUCCUCGACCUUGGGACAUUAAAGUCCAAGUUCCACAGAUGUUUCAGGAAGACACAAAAAAGUUUCGUGUUCCCCAUUCUUCUUUACUCAAGGAAUGUCAUAAAUGCCAUGGCCGGGGACGAUACAAAUGUAGUGGGUGCCAUGGUGAAGGCAGGAUGAGAUGUAUCACUUGUAAUGGAGCCAGGAAAGCCAAAGGCAAACAUUUAAAAUAUCAGAAACGGUGUCAGAUGUGCUCAGGUACCGGUCGCAAAAGGAAAAACAAUGUAUAUGAAUUCAUUUCUGAACACCAACUAAGCUUUCCAAGAGAUCUGCUCAGUAAAGCUAUGGGGGAAAAUGUACUUAAAGAUGAAAAUACUCUGGUAUAUCCUCUUGUUGAUUUCCCUAAUGCUGAGAUCUCACUGGCUUCACAAAGAGCUAUCGCAGAACAUCAUGGCCCACUCACCAGCACAUCUUGCAUCCUACGGCAGCGACAGACCAUAGAGCUAAUUCCUGUGACUGAAGUCCAUUAUCGAUAUGCUGCAAAGUCAUAUAUUUAUUAUAUCUACGGAACAGACAACAAAGUCUAUGCCCUGGACUAUCCACAAAGAUACUGUUGUGGCUGCACUAUAAUCUGACAGUGAAAUUCUUCAUAUAAAACAAGCUAUUUUUAUGUUCUAAAUUAUCUAGAGUGGGAUGAUAUGGAUUUCCUGCUUACUGCUGUGAUAAGCUUUGUUAUCCUACUCCUCCAGAUAAGAAAGAAGAAGGCAUGGUAAUAAAAUGUCCUAAAUCCUAUUUCUACUUUUGUUAAAACAACAUAUAUCUAAAUAUGUAUCUUUAAAUAUAUGUGUCUAAUAUUAUUUUCUGGAAAAAUAGCACCUUGGAGAAUAAACUAUGUAUAUAUUCUCUAAA